GGUGUUGUGAUGACGUCAUAGGCGGGACUGUUUUGAAGGGACCGUUGCAUCAGCGUUCAGCACCUCCUGUUAUUUCACCGAUUUAAGGCAUGAAUCCCCUUACUACCACCUCCACAGGGACAGGUGUAUCUUGAGGCGCCAUGGAGAGAGAGGAGAUGGAGGAGGCAGGCCCGUCCCUCACUGCCGCCCAGCCUCAGCACAAGGGGAAGGACCAGCCUGUCGCCCCUAUGCAGGAGGAGGGCGGCAAGGCUGUGGUUGCUGCGGUGCCUGGCCUGCCGCACCACUCGCUUGAUAAUGACUCCGGCUACAGCUCCUACGUGCUCCCCCCCUCGGAGUCGUCCCUCCCUGGGUCGUCUCUGUCACACAGCAGCUCCUGCCCCAGCCUUACCCCGGUGGUGGGAAGGGUGACCACCAGGUUAACCAGCACCCCACACAACAACACCAGCCAGGAUGUGUUCCCGCCACCCUCGCCCAAGAUCGAAGCCAUCGCCUGCGUGGUGGUGGAGAGGCGGAGAAGCAGGCACAACUCCACCUCAGCCUCCCCCAUCACCACCACCUCCCUCCCGUCACGCUCACCCUUCCUCACGCCCACCACGGCCACCACACUUGAGAUGCAUGAGCUGGAGAUGACCUGCCAUGAGUCGUCCAGCAACGUAAUGCCACAGAGGACGAGAAACAGACCAGGGACAGCAGUACAGGAGGAAAAUAAAUUUGAGAAAGACACGAUUCACACAACACAGCCACGGGUGAAACUACGAGUGAAGGCCCAGCAAGAGACCCCCUCAAGGAGCAAGGCCAACUUAGGGGUCAGGAUGCCACCACCAGCGACGAAACGAGCGAUCAGCAGACUCAGACGGCCACAGUCGGCGUUCAUUCGGCUGUUGCGAGAGGCGGAUUACCUACUCUGUCGUGUCCUGCAGUACCUGAGCGGCGAGGACCUGCUGUGUCUUAGCCAGGUGAACCAACAGCUGCGGCAACUCAUCCUGAAGGACAAGACUCUCAGGGAGCGGAGGACGAUGUACUUGACGACGCGGAGAUCUGACCGGAACCGAGUGGGGAAGGAAAACUACAAGCUGAAGAGACUGAACACCGAGGGCAGCAGCUCCUCACACUCCACGCUGAGCCCCCGCAAGCAGCUGUCGGCCAUCCAGAACCUGGGUGGUAACAGCAGCCCCGUCAAGGCAUCCCGGCCCCCGCCCCCGCCCCUGGCCCAGCGCUUCAUGGAGGAGGGUGAAAAGCUAACCAAGGGCGAGGAGCUACAGAAGUGCGUCAAGUGUAAAUCCCCCGCCGUGGUGUCCCGCUCGCAGCUCCGGGCCAGGUGCUCCCUCAAGACCUGCGGCUAUGACUACUGCAUCAGCUGCCACCUGCCCGCCCACCGCCGCCCCCAGGACUGCCUCUCCCUCCGCCCCCGCACCCGCCAAGCCGCCGCCGGGAUAUUCUCAAACAGGUGUAAGAAGAACCUGCGGAGACUAUGAUAGUUGGUCUGGUCUUGGGUAGGGUGGCGAGGGGCAGGGAUGGGUGGAGGGGGGAACCGGGUAUUUGGUGUGUGUUACGGGGUGUUAUUUCUUAAUUGUGUAUGUGUGUUUGUGUGUGUCUGGGGGCCUUAGGAGUACAGACUAUGGCAGGGGGCAGAGGGGAGGGCAGGGUAUCUAGUGUGUGUUAUAGGGUGUUACUUCUUAAUGGUGUAUGUGUGUUUGUGUGUGUCUGGUAGUCUUAGGUGUACAGACUAUGGUGGUUUUUAUAUGCCUCCGUCAGUGGUCUGUGUGUAUGUGCGUGUGUGAGUGGGUGUUACUUCCCACAAACUCUCGCCUUCAGAUAUAGUUCAGUCACGUUCUUGGUGAAAUAGGAAACUCAAUUCAUCCUCGUCUCACAUAAACCAAUGAGAGAGAGAGAGUCAGAGGAAGGAUUAGCACUGCAUCGAGCAAGACAUAGGAGGAUCAGCACAAGUCCAACCCUAAGAAUGUGAGAAGUUGGAUUAUAAACGAAGAAAAAGAUUACGUCUCGCUUAUUAUUAAAGUAGAGUAUUGGUGCAUUUCCAUAAGCAGUGAGUUAGAAGAAGGCUUAGCACUGGAUUGAGCAAGACAUAGGAGGAUCAGCGCAAGUCCAACCCUAAGAAUGGGAGAUGGAUUAUAAACAAAGAAAAAGAUUACGUCUCGCUUAUUAGUAAAGUAUUGGUGCAUUUCCAUAAGCAGUGAGUUAGGAGAAGGCUUAGCACUGGAUUGGGCAAGACAUAGGAGGAUCAUCGCAAGUUCGACCCUAAGAAUGGGAGAUAGAUUAUAAACAAAGAAAAAGAUUACGUCUCGCUUAUUAGUAAAGUAUUGGUGCAUUUCCAUAAGCAGUGAGUUAGGAGAAGGCUUAGCGCUGGAUUGGGCAAGACAUAGGAGGAUCAUCGCAAGUUCGACCCUAAGAAUGUGAGAAGAUGGAUUAUAAACGAAGAAGAAGAUUACGUCUCGCUUAUUAGUAAAGUAUUGGUGCAUUUCCAUAAUCAGUGAGUUAGAUGAAGGCUUAGCACUGGAUUGAGCAAGACAUAGGAGGAUCAGCACAAGUCCGACCCUAAGAAUGUGAGAAGAUGGAUUAUAAACGAAGAAGAAGAUUACGUCUUGCUUAUUAGUUGAGUAUUGGUGCAUUUCCAUAAGCAGUGAGUUAGGAGAAGGCUUAGCGCUGGAUUGGGCAAGACAUAGGAGGAUCAUCGCAAGUUCAACCCUAAGAAUGUGAGAAGAUGGAUUAUAAACGAAGAAGAAGAUUACGUCUCGCUUAUUAGUUGAGUAUUGGUGCGUUUCCAUAAGCAGUCUAGGAUGGGUUCAUUUCGUGCGUUCCCUGAGUGGUCAAACGUCGUAAACGAGUAAGGGUGUAUCAAUAAGGCCUUUACAUAGUGGUUAAGUGCAUAGUUUUAUAUUGUGUGAAAGGGAAGGAGAUUGUAACUACUUGCCUUACCUUACUCUCACAUUUCCUUUUACCUUGUUUUAUCUCUGUUACUGAUGGGAUAAUGUUCUUGGCAGUGCAAAAACAAAACAAAAACAAAUAUUAGUAGUUUAGAGAAGUUGUAACAUUCCCUGCAGUUCCUUUCACCAGUUGUACAUUUCCUUCCCUUUGCUUUCUUGGUGAUGGGAUGAAAACUGUAGCCCUGAGAAGGUAAAAAAGUCUAUAGUGAAUGUCAUGUAUUACAAUUUAACCUUUCAUCUGUCAUCACUCUUUUGCUUCAUCUUGUUAUCAUUCUCCUUUUAUUAUUAUUGGUAUGCAAAUGUGUAGUGUUUUGCCAGAAUCGUGUCUUUGCUACCCUGUGUCGUGAUUCACAUUAUCAAAACCUGGAUGUGUAAAGUAUUGCAAGGCUAUUUAUCAUAUUAUGUCACUAUCAUAUGUUGUC
Eriocheir sinensis (Chinese mitten crab) is the source of this 3364-nucleotide messenger RNA. RefSeq names its product F-box only protein 43-like. Gene Ontology annotation, cellular component: nucleus. Lineage: Eukaryota; Metazoa; Arthropoda; Malacostraca; Decapoda; Varunidae. Gene Ontology annotation, biological process: negative regulation of meiotic nuclear division; regulation of mitotic nuclear division. Gene Ontology annotation, molecular function: protein binding. Bases 141 to 1475 code for a protein of 444 amino acids. The record is from RefSeq and is a predicted model, not a curated record. The transcript is spliced from 5 exons.